Molecule: messenger RNA, 1533 nt
Organism: Acipenser ruthenus (sterlet)
Lineage: Eukaryota; Metazoa; Chordata; Actinopteri; Acipenseriformes; Acipenseridae
Exons: 4
Coding region: 217-1533 (438 amino acids)
Source: RefSeq, a predicted model, not a curated record
GCAGUAUAAAGACAGACGGGACUGCUGCAUCCCACAGUGUGCCAGUGUUCAAAGGAACAGCAUUCAAAGGACUGCAUUUCCUUUCUACCACAAUUCAACUGAACAGCAAUCAACCAAAGACUCGUCUUUGAGUACAGAAAUACAAUAACCCCCGGUGUGUUUCGCAAUUGAACCAGCAGAGCCGGCAUUCAAGCGAAGAAAUAAAAACUUCAAAAAAUGGAUAUUACAGUGAAAAAUGCCGUUCUGAAGAUUUGCAAGGCUGAAGCCGUGAGGAAAGAAACUGAAUUGCUGAUGAAACCUUACGCUAACUGGGAAGAAUACCUGAUGCCCGGCCCACUCUCUAUAGCUAUUUUAGGAGAGCUUGUCUUUAUUUCUUCCAAUACAGAUUUCUCUAUAAAUAAAAAUCCACCAAAGGAUGGGUUCAAGUACAUCAAAUACCCCAAUUCGUUCCGAGCCUCUCUCAUGCAGGUCACCAAUUCAGGGUGGAUCGCCUUCAAUGAGGCCCACAAGAACAUGGACCAAAUCCGACUCCACUCCAACAAUGUACCAAGCUACAUGAAAAUGACAGUGAAGACACUUCUUCAAGACAACAUUCAAAUCGUCCAGGCAUUACUCCCAGAUCAACUUAAAAACAUAAGAACAAUCGCCGAUGAGUGCACGAGGCUUGCAGAGUCAACAGAGAAGAAAUUCACUGAUGUUAUUCUUCUCAUCCAGGAAUUGCUAGAGGCCUGUUUGAACUCAAAGCAGUGUUACGAAGAAGACGUCAAGGAGGUCCAGUUGAAAUUGGAGGAAGCAAAGUUGAAGAAAGAGUCAGCAGAGAAAGCCAAAGCAAUGGCAGAAAUUUAUUUUGGUAAGAUGGACAAGCAACUGGAUGAAGUUCAUAAACAGUUCACAUCAGCAAUGGAGUCCAUGCCCAGUGGCUGGGAAAUGUUUGGCAUGGCCAUGCUGGAAGGAUUGGCAAAUAGCGUGUCUGGUUUUUUGGCAGCAUCUUCACUACCUUCCAAAAUUGUGUCUUUAGUAAAAGAUUUUACUGGACAGAAUCCAGCAGAUUCUAACCCCUUUGCAGCAAACAACGUUUAUUCCAAAUCAGGGCAACUCCUGAUACUGGCAGAGCAGAUCAACAGCUUUGUGGACAAAGACAAGAUCAAAUGGAGUGAAGUCUAUGACCAAAAGACAAGCUCUGCAAAAUCAUCCUGUUUGAAGAAGCAAUUCCAAAACAUUGAAAGUUCACUUAAAAGUGAAGAAAACUGCCAGGCUAAAGAGAAGUCAGUAGACGUUUGUAAGGAUGCCAUGUCUAUCUGUGACCUCUUGACAGAAUUUGCACCCAAAAUAGGCUGUAAACCAGAACAGGAGAAGGAUCUCAUUACCAAGAUCCAGAACCUGAAAGCACAGACUGAGCAGCUCGACUCCGAGAGCAAGGCUUUCACAAAUUCUUCAAGCUUUUCUGCCACUCUGCCACAAAUGGCCCAGAAAACACAAAGUGGAGGCCAUACAAGUGUCACCCGAAUGGUAACUGACAACAUCCUUUUUUAG